AUGGUUAUAGUUGUGAAGGAGGAAGAGACGAUCGAAAUCGGAAUGCCAACAGAUGUCAAGCAUGUGGCACACAUUGGGUUUGAUGGCCAAUCCGCUGCUGGCACUGCACCUAGUUGGAUGAGAGAGUUCAAGACCGGGCCAGAUUUUGCCGCGUCAUCAAUUGAUAAUACUAGCGGCAAACCAUCACCCCCUCAAGGCGAGAAUGGUGGCAAUAAUAAUCCUUCGAAGAAAGCUAAACGAAAGAAGCAGAAGGCGAUGUCCUCUUCGAGCUCCAGUAGUACCUCCUCCAGAGCAACAUCAUCAUCACGGGCAGCAUCCAAGUCCAAGGGCAAGCCAGUCGAAGACGACGAUAUACAGGACAUGUAA
This is a messenger RNA of Ipomoea nil (Japanese morning glory), 366 nucleotides long. RefSeq names its product CRIB domain-containing protein RIC6-like. The coding region runs from base 1 to 366 and encodes 121 amino acids. Lineage: Eukaryota; Viridiplantae; Streptophyta; Magnoliopsida; Solanales; Convolvulaceae. The record is from RefSeq and is a predicted model, not a curated record. The transcript is spliced from 3 exons.